AUGGGGCCAAGGACGGCCAUUUCUUGCUUGUACGUAUUGGUGUAUUUGGUUUCUGGGCGGAGCGCAUUCGCCGGAUUAGAUGGAGAAGCGGCAGAAGGGCAUCUGGGUUGGGAUGGCGUCAGCACCAGCGGGGCUGACGGCAUUGCUGACGCAAGCCACCCACUGGAGCCAUUGCCAGUGCUGCCCCUAGGAAUCAGUGUGGAGGGAGACGAACUGGUCGCAUCCUGGAUACCUGGAGUUGACAGCAGUUUCGAGUUGCCUGACCAGGCUCAGGACGACGCAACCCCCUCGCGCGCCCACCCCACCAACCGGAGGUUCCUCUCACAAACCUCUCACACGUGCGCGGCCAUCCAGACCGCUGCCACGUGGCAGCUCCAGAACGGCGGGGGCGAGGUCACUCUCGAUCCUGUGGAGUACGACUGUUCGGUUGGGGGCCCAGUCAGAGUUCCAGGCUCGGUCGGGGUCACCUUUAGAGGCUCCUGCGUAUGGGCGGGAAAUAAGAAAGUGUGCACUACGGUGAAUGGCUGGGCGCAGGCGCCGCUCUUCGAAUUGGGCGCGGGGGUUUACGGGUUCAAGAGCAUCGUAUUUACGCAAUCUCGGGGCACAGCUCUCCGCUCCUCCGGCAACCUGUGCAUCAGCAACUGCACGUUCAUUAACAACUCGGGCGCCAACGGCGGCGCCAUUUCGACCGCCGGGGCCCUUAUGCUGUCCGCCAGUACCUUCCAGAACAACUACGCGAGCAACGUGGGCGGUGCGAUCUACGCCCCCAGCGGCCGCGUCUCCAUCAGCGGCAGCACUUUCACGAGCAACUUCGCAAACGCAACCGGUGGGGCCCUUUACGCCUACUCGAGGACAAGCCUCAGCAUCCAAGGGUGCACUAUCACAAACAACGCAGCCCUGGGGUCUGGCGGGGCGGUCACGACCUUCGGUGCCGUCGACGUCACCGACACGUCAUUCACAGGCAACACGGCACUGACUGCAUCCGGAGGCGCAGUGGCAGUCAGCGGGGGCGGCCCGGCCACGUUCCUCCGCACCAGCUUCGUCCGAAACGCGGCGCCGAUGCAAUACGGCGGGGCGUUGUACAGCUACGGUGGACCCCAUGCCCUUGAAAGCGUUUCCUUCCAGGGCAACAGCGCCCAGGGGGGCGGCGCCAUUUUCUUGACGGGGAAGGCGCUGACCUGCAAAGACUGUACGGUGGGCCAGAACUCGGCGUCUUAUGGGCCCCUAUACGACGGGCAGCAGAGUUUCAGCGGGGCCAACAUCGGCACGUGCGGAUUCAGCGGACCAAACGUGCCUUCCGGUUUGAAUGUGCUGCCGGACGGGUGCUCGGUCGCCUGCCCGAUCGUCUCCGAGCCUCAAGCGGCGCAAAUCUGUGCAGCAACGCUCUUCCCUCCGACAAGCUCAACCCCCUCCCCGACUCCGACUCGGACUUCCGUCCCAAGCCCUGUUCCACUUGGCACUUCUCCAAGCACCAAACCGGGAUUGGUUAUCCCUACCGACGCUUCCUCCUUAAACCCGGGGUUCUGCCCGUCCGAAUACAACACGUGUCAGACGCCGCAGUAUCCACGUAGCCGCUUCUGCUGCCUGGCACGUGACGGCCUCUCGUGCUGCCACAACAGCGCCUCCGACCCCAAGUGCUGCCUCUUCGGCGGCAACCAGCAGGUCGACCUGACCCCGGUUUUUUUAACCACCCCUAACCCAGACGCAACGCCAGCUGUCACAAUCCCCCCGGUUCUUUCCCCCGAGCCCUCCGCUUCUCCUUCCCCCCGGCCCUUUCCCUCGGCGACCCCGUCCCCCUCUCCGUCCGUGAGCCGGUCGCCCUCGCCCUCGCCCCGCCCCGCGCGCUCCCCCGGCGCGUCGCCCUCGCCGAGCCCUAAACCCUCGCCCGCGGGCGCGACCGCGGCGCCCAUGAGCUACGACCCGGUUCUGCGCCCCAACCGGUGCUACACGGCCGAUGGCCUGACCGAGUUUGCGUGCGAGGGAGCCACCCCCCAGUGCUGCGCUACGGACGCUGCGCCGAAGUGUUGCGCCUGUGCCGCUGGCCAGUGCUGA
Molecule: messenger RNA, 2052 nt
Organism: Klebsormidium nitens
Lineage: Eukaryota; Viridiplantae; Streptophyta; Klebsormidiophyceae; Klebsormidiales; Klebsormidiaceae
Source: the annotation of a GenBank genome assembly